This is a messenger RNA of Cuscuta epithymum, 3082 nucleotides long. Lineage: Eukaryota; Viridiplantae; Streptophyta; Magnoliopsida; Solanales; Convolvulaceae. The record is from the annotation of a GenBank genome assembly.
GUGGGCACCUUGUUAAAGAUCGGCCACAUCAAGGAGGUAAAAUACCCAGAAUGGUUGGCAAACGUGGUAUUGGCACCUAAACCCCCAACAUGGAGGAUGUGUGUUGAUUACACUGACCUGAACAAAGCAUGCCCGAUGGAUCCAUUCCCAUUGCCUAACAUCGACCAAUUGGUGGACGAGACAGCAGGGUGCGAGUUGAUGAGUUUCAUGGAUGCUUUCAGUGGAUACCACCAAAUUCGCAUGCAUGAGGAGGAUGCGGAGAAAACCUCAUUCAUGACUCCAGAGGGUAUUUUCUGUUACUUAGUCAUGGCGUUUGGACUGAAAAACUCUGGGGCAACGUACACUCGCAUGAUCUCUAAACUUUUUCGACCUGUCCUAGGCCGCACCAUGGAGGCCUACGUGGAUGAUAUGAUUGUGAAGAGUAAAAGAGCAGGUACGCAUGCCGUGGAUUUGGCAGAGGUGUUCAAAAUCAUGGAGAAGUUCAAUCUUCGUCUCAAUCCAAAGAAGUGCACGUUCGCCGUGCAGGGAGGGAAGUUCCUGGGUUACUUGGUAAGCAGAAGAGGAAUCGAGCCAAAUCCGGAGAAAGUCAAGGCCAUUCUCGAAAUGGAACCUCCUCGUAAUGUCAAAGAAGUGCAGCGAUUGACGGGACGCUUAGCGGCUUUGAACCGCUUCUUAUCAAAACUAGCAGAGAAAGCCACGCCUUUCUUCCACAUCAUGAAGAAAUCAAAGGGGUUCGUAUGGACUGAGGAGUGCCAAAAGUCAUUCGAGGGAUUGAAAAACUACCUCUUGUCUCCUCCUGUCUUGUCCAAACCUGAGGCGGGGGAGACAUUAUACCUAUACCUAGGGGUUUCACCAAGUGCAAUUAGUUCUGUCCUGGUGCGUGAAGAUGGUGGCGUCCAGAGACCCGUUUACUACGUAAGCAAAAACUUUGAGGGACGCUGAGCUACGGUACACAACCAUAGAAAAAACUGUUCUAUCCGUGGUGUGGACGGUCAAACGGCUCACACAAUACUUCCAAGCUCACCCUGUCCAUGUACUGUCACACCAACCCCUGGGUGCCUUAAUGAGAAGUCCCACGGCUUCCUCGAGGAUGGUCAAAUGGGCAGUGUAUCUAAGUCAAUUUUAUAUAGAGGUGAAGCCAAGACCUUCCAUCAAGGGGCAAGCUCUUGCAGAUUUCAUAGUAGAAUGCACAGCGCGGGAAGAAGCAACGAAGAUGAAGCAUGGUGACGAUGAACAAGAGUGGUGGAUAUUGUCCACGGAUGGCUCCUCCGCGGCCAAAUCUUGUGGGGGAGGGGUGGUCCUCACCACGCCCGAAGGCUUCAGGGCCUAUUACGCUAUUCGGUUCAACUUCAAGGUGUCGAAUAAUGAGGCAGAGUACGAGGCUCUACUAUGUGGUCUACGCUUGGCGGCGAACAUGAGGGCGGAGAAGGUCAGGAUACGGUGUGAUUCAAAACUAGUGGUUGGACAGAUCACGACUGAGUUUGAGGCGAAGGAAGAACGGAUGCGGCUAUAUCGUGACGCUGCCCUGGAACUUCUGAAAUUGUUCAUCGCCUAUGAAAUUGAACAGAUACCAAGAGCGCAAAAUGUCGAAGCAGACAUGUUAUCCAAAUUAAGUGCAGAGACACCGGAAAGGAUUUCAAAGAUUGCAAGGAUAGAAGAGUUGGACACUUCCAGCAUAUAUGCGUGCCCUGUCCAGGCCAUAACCACGAGGGACGCGGACUGGAUUGACUGCCUCAUCAAGUAUAUCAACGAGGGAGUGCUGCCCGCGGAGGAGGUUGAAGCCAAGGUGACUAAGAUGAGGGCGCCGAGUUAUACCAUUUUGAAUGAGAAACUGUACAAGAGGUCUUACAAUGGCACGCUUCUCAAGUGCUUACGACCAGAUGAAGCCAAGGUUGCCAUGGAAGAGAUACAUGCAGGGAUAUGCUCAGCUCACCAAGGAGCACACACCAUGCCCCGAAAGGUAAUCCUACAAGGUUUCUUCUGGCCAACCAUAGUUAAGGAUUGCGCUGAAUUUGUCAAGAGGUGUGUGGUGUGUCAAGAGUUCCAGAAAUCUCCGGGACGUCUAGCCACCAACUACACCCCCAUUAGCACGGCUAUACCUUUUGCACGGUGGAGGAUAGAUCUCAUUGGUGCCUUACCAAGGGGAACAGGGAGCGUGAGAUGGGUUAUCGUUGCCAUAGACUAUUUUACUAAAUGGAUAGAAGCAGUACCCCUAGCAAGCAUCACUGAAGGGCAAUGCAGAAAAUUUGUCAUGAAGCACAUCCUUUGUCGCUUUGGAGUACCCCAACAGAUCAUAACCGAUAAUGGGAGGCAAUUCGGAGCAUCCGGGUUUAACGAAUUCUGUGAGAGUUGGGGGAUCAAACACAGUAAUGCGUCAGUUGUCUAUCCCCAAGCGAAUGGCCAAGUGGAGAAUGCAAACCGCACGAUCAUGGACGGUUUGAAGAAAAAGCUGGAAGCUGCCGGAGGGGAGUGGGCUGAAGAACUACCACUGAUACUCUGGGCAUACAGGACCACACCAAGAAAGGCCACAGGGGAGACACCAUUCUCCUUGACAUAUGGUUUCGAGGCGAGGGCACCUGCGGAAGUAAUUCUCCAUAGCCGCCGAGAAGAGGAAUAUGACCCCGAGACGAACGAGGAGGUCAUGGCGACCGAGCUUCUUUUUAUUGAAGAAAGAAGAGAAGCGGCUUUCUGCCGUGCGGAGAACUAUAGAAGGCAGGUGAAGGGAUACCAUGAUUCUCGAGUUCGCAAACGCAACUUUGAAGUUGGGGACUAUGUCUUGAGAAAAAGGGAGGUCAGCAAACCCUUGGAAGGGGGGAAAUUUGCCAAAAAUUAUGAAGGCCCUUACGUGAUUAAAUCAGUGAUCCGUCCAGGGACGUUCAAACUUCAGACGCCGAAGGGAAAAGAAAUUGAGAGGACUUGGAAUGCAGAACACUUGCUCAAGUUUUACCAUUGAAAAUUUAUCAUUGAUACUCCACCUGACGAUUAUGAUGUAUGGUAACCACGUAUGGUGGUAAACGCGGUCCUUUUCCAUCCACUGUUUUCAAAUAAGAGAUCUCCUUGAUCCACACAAGAGUGAAUAAUG